AUGGUAGCCACCCGCAAGCUUCUCAGCCUCAGCGCUGUCACCGGCGCGGCCCUCGCGCAGCGAGUCGUGACCUCCAUCUCUACCGUUUUUGUGACCGAGACUGUGAACCGAUAUGUAACGGAAGUCAUCAAUGGCGGCCCCGCCACGACCGUCAUCCUGCAACCAGGCGGCCCUGCUGAGGUCGUGACCGUCACCGAGACCGCCUCCGGAGUCCCAGGCCCCACCCGUAUUGUAUACGUCACCACCACGGAGCAGGCGGCCCCCGUGACCGAGGAGGGACCAGAAGUCACCGUCACCAAGACCGUUGUCGCAGAAGGCGAAGAAUGUGACGGCGAGGCCGUCACGGUCACCGAGGUCGAAACCGAGGCCGUGACUGUAUCCAAGACGCAGUACGUCCGUACCACCGUGACCGGAGAGGGCGGCGGCCUUGUUUCCACCGAGUACGUUACCGUCACCGAGGCGGGUGGUCUCGUGUCCACCGAAACCGAGACCGAAUACAUUACCAGGACGGCCACCAUCACCAGCAUCAGCGAGAGGGUCCUCACUCGCACCACCACCCUAACUGCCGAAGCCGAGACCAUCACUGUCACGGCCGAGGGCGAGACCGUCACCGAGGAGGGAGAGGUCGUCGUCACUACCCGCGUCAGGACCGAGACCGUCGAAGCUCCCACGGUCACCGUGACCGAGGAGGGCGAGGCGGUGGUGACCACCCGCGUCCGAACCCAGACCGUCGAGGCUCCCGCCGUCACGGUUACCGAGGAAGGCGAGGCAGUAACCGUUACGGUUUCCGGAGAAGCCGACACCGUUACCGUAACCCGCGUCAGGACUGAAACUGUCGAAGCCCCCGCCGUUACCGUGACAGAGGAGGGUGAGGCGGCCACCGUCACCCAGGUCAGGACUGUGACCGCCGAAGCGGACGUCGAGACCGUGACUCAGGUCCGCACUGUCACCGCCGAAGCAGAUGUCGAGACCGUCACCCAAGUGCGUACCGUCACCGCCGAAGCCGAGGCCGAGACUGUCACGCAGGUGAGGACCGUUACGGAGGAAGCUGAGGCCGCGACCGUGACUCAGGUGCGCACCGUCACCGAGGCGGAAGAAGCUGCCACCAUUACCCAGGUCAGGACCGUGACUGAAGAGGCCGAGGGUGCCACCGUCACCGUCACCGUCAGCGCUGGCAACCCCAACCCCGGCGACGGCCGCGGCAUCACCUUUGAGGGCAACGCUCAAGCCACUCCAUGA
Messenger RNA from Parascedosporium putredinis, 1239 nucleotides. NCBI's taxonomy places the organism in Eukaryota, Fungi, Ascomycota, Sordariomycetes, Microascales, Microascaceae. The record is from the annotation of a GenBank genome assembly.